Messenger RNA from Onychostoma macrolepis, 2163 nucleotides. It is a transcript of the gene smim24, whose product is annotated as small integral membrane protein 24. The coding region runs from base 89 to 379 and encodes 96 amino acids. The transcript has 3 exons. NCBI's taxonomy places the organism in Eukaryota, Metazoa, Chordata, Actinopteri, Cypriniformes, Cyprinidae. The record is from RefSeq and is a predicted model, not a curated record.
GAUUUUGUACUUUGGACACCAAGAAUCCUUCACAUAUUUACAGACGACUGAGAGGAACGCAGAAGUGCAUGCGGACUGUAAAUUCAUCAUGUUUCAUCUACAGAAUAUCGGUGCCUUCAUAAUAAUUUUUGCCUCCAUUUGUCAGGCUCAAGCUGGUGGUCAACGGGCGUCAUCAGAUACGGCUAAAGUCACAUUACAGCCGUGGCUGGUGGGACUGACAGCCGUUGUUGUUUUUCUCUUUAUUGUCUUCGUCCUCCUCAUCAUGCAAAGACUCUUUUUCAAGAAAAACAAAGAUGAGCUAGAAGAAAGGCAUUCAUUUUAUGAAAAGAAAGCAGCUGAUCUGGAGGCAAAUGAAGAGACCAAGCAGACCACUUUCUAAUGAGAAGAACAGAUGAUCACAGUCCUGCAGCACAAACAUCUUUCUCUCUCUGGAAAUUAUGCCACAACUUUGUGCAGAGUCAUUCUUAUAUAAUUAUAUACUAUCUUAUGUAAUAUAUCUUUUUAACUUAUUAAUUUUGGUCUUCGUUUUUUUUUUUUUUUUGUCUUCACAAGUGUUGUUCCUCACAUCAUCCACUAGAUGGAGCAGCCUUCAUCUAGUCACAGCUUUAACCUAAAGUUAAAAUAAAAAAGGUUCAAAUAAAGUGGUGCUCUCUCUCUCUCUCUGUUUUUUUAAUUUUUUUAUAAUUAAUUGAUUUUUUUGGCAAUACACAUUUUACUUACUUUGCUGUAACUGUAACUUAGGUAAGGUUUAAACAUUCAUUAGGGUAUUGAGAACAUUGGAAUAGAAGAGCACACACUCAUGCACAUAAUGCUCUGAUUAACUGGCUUUUUACUCAUAUGACAUGUCUGGGUUCUGCAUGCAUAUAUAUGCUAAAUUUACAUGGGUAUGAGAUCCAUUACUCAUUUUGACUGGCAGUUUGGACAUGUUAAACGCUUCCAGUCAAAUGAUGUAACACGGUUUUGCUUUUGAAAGCAUUUGCUCGUCUCGGGGGAUUAUAUGAUGAAAAUAUCAUUUGCAGAAAAAAUGGCCAGGUGUUUAAACGUGUUAAUGAUGGAGAACAUUAUUGUACAGUGUUAAAGUUAAAGUAGACUUUGGUCUACUUUACAAUCUGUGAUUAGUAAGACUACUGAGCUGUUAGUGUUGACGCGUGAUUUUUAUAUUGAUAUGGUGCCUCCUUUCAUGCUUGUGAUUACAUAAAAGCUAAUCUUUGCUUCCAGUUUUACUUAAGAACUGCUGGUAUUUCAUAAUAUUUUAAUUAACAUUUAAUUGUGAGUAGACAGCUGAUACUGUUGCCCUGGCUGUGCUUCUCAAGGUUUACAUACAUGGGAAACAGUUUAGCUGAAACAGUGCUGAUGAGUGACAGUAACUAAGCCUACAGUCAGCAGCAAUAAGUGAAGCAUGAAACCAGAGAGAGAGAGAGAGACUUCACUUCUGUCUCCUCUUUCUCAUUUCAGACUGCUGCCUUGAAAUUUUUAUUUGGUUGUUUUUAUUCUGGUUCCUGAGCGACGUCAUCUUUGCUCCAUGCAUCACUUGGGAGCUGGUGACAGAUGAAUUAUUCGUUCUCUUCUAACGUUCAUUACUGUGAAGUUAAACGACAAAACCUCAGAUAAAAACAUUCUGAAGAGAUUCUGAUGAAACAACCAUCAGUGAAUCAGCUGAGCUCUGCAGAUCUGAUUUCAAUCUGUUUCUUUUUCAUGAAUCAAUAAAUCUAAAUCAAUAAAUGCUAUCGCUCAAAGGUUUUUUGACAUUUUUUAUGUCUCUUAUGCUCACCAAGGCUGCAUUUAUUUGAUUCAAAAUACAGUAAAACAGCAAUUUAAAAUAACCUUUUUUUCUGUUUCAUUAUGUUUUAAUGUCAUUUAUUUCUGUAAUUGAAAAAGAUGAAUUUUCAGCAGCCAUUAGUCCAGUCUUCAGUGUCACAUGAUCCUUCAGAAGUUAUAUGCUGAUUUGGUGCUUAAGAAACAUUUCUUCUGAUCAAUUAUUAUUUUUGUAUAAAUUGGGAUCAUUUUCAGGAUUCUUUUAUGAAUAGAGAUCAGAAAGAACAGUAUAGAAGAACUUUUUUGUAACAUUGUAACAUUUUUUAUCAAAUGAAUGCAUCCUUGCUAAAUAAAACUGUUAUUAAAAAAAGAAAGAAAAAGAAAUACCAUUUAAAAAAAAAUAAAAUA